AGAAAAUUACAUAUCUAACCUUCCCAAAUCUCUAAUAUUUGAGACAAAUUCGCCCAAAUCCAAUCCCUCUAUCAAAGAAAUCAAGACUACCUCCUUUUAGCCUUCCUCAUCAACAAAAAAAAAAACAGGCCAACUACAUUGAUGACCCAAUUAAAGAUUUCUUAAAAACACUUUUUCACCCUGGUAAUAUUCUUCCACCCAAACAAUACCUAGUCCUAUACUUUCUCAUCCUUUUUCUCCAAAAAAAACUUUCUCAAAACUUCCCUGAAAAAAAACAAAACAAAAAGAAUCUCAAAACAAGAAUAUUUGUUUCUCUUUUAAAAUGUCUAGUGAAUCAGUUACUAUUGAGGGUAAUGAUGGAGUUAAUCUUAGGUCAAGAAUCUUUAAACCUACAAUAAAUUUUAAUAAAGAUGAAAACUUUGGUAUAGUUUUGGUUCAUCCAUAUUCAGUUUUGGGUGGUUGCCAAAGUUUAUUAAGAGGUAUGGCAACUGGGUUAGCAAAUGCAGGUUUUUUAGCUGUAACUUUUGAUAUGAGAGGUGUUGGUAGGUCAACUGGUAGUAAAUCUAUUACUGGGUUUUCUGAGGUUAAGGAUGUAAUUUCAGUUUGCAAAUGGGUUUGUGAAAAUCUCUCUGUUAACAGGAUUCUGCUUGUGGGUUCUUCUGCAGGUGCACCAAUAGCAGGUACAGCAGUUGAUCAAAUUGAGGAAGUGGUAGGUUAUGUGAGUAUAGGAUACCCAUUUGGUAUGAUGGCCUCAAUUCUCUUUGGAAGGCACCACAAGGCUAUUUUGCAUUCCCCGAAACCAAAGCUUUUUGUUAUGGGAACUCGAGAUGGUUUUACGAGUGUCAAGCAGUUGCAGAACAAGCUAAGCUCCGCUGCAGGCCACGUCGAGACUCAUCUUAUUGAAGGCGCUAGCCAUUUUCAAAUGGAAGGUCCUGAUUUUGAUUCUCAGAUGGUUAAUUUGAUUGUAAGAUUUGCAGAAUCGUUGUAGGGCCACGAAAAUAUUGUGAGAUAGUGAGUGAAGCUGCCUCCAUUUGUGUCUCUGUCAACAGUGAGGAGAAAAAUUUGAUAGCGUUGCAACUGAUAAUCCAAUUUCCUGCAGUUGUACUUGCAGAACAAAAAAAAAACAGUAAAAAAUGGUGGUAGGUGCAGAUAAUGUGGUUUUCUUUUUUCUGUUUUGUAUUUUGUUAUGCUUUUACAGAUACCGGAGUGGAUAUUCAACCAUUCAUCAAAGGAAAAGGUUAGACAA
This is a messenger RNA of Beta vulgaris subsp. vulgaris (sugar beet), 1246 nucleotides long. RefSeq lists its product as hypothetical. Bases 323 to 988 code for a protein of 221 amino acids. The record is from RefSeq and is a predicted model, not a curated record. Lineage: Eukaryota; Viridiplantae; Streptophyta; Magnoliopsida; Caryophyllales; Amaranthaceae. The transcript is spliced from 2 exons.